AUGUCCUUUGCAAACUUCUCCUGGCUUGCAGUGGCCUUGUACAUCACAACAGCCUUGGGCUUGACUAUCACUGAAAAUGUCAUUUCCAUCAACCCUGUGAACCUUGCCAUUGGCGACCUUAACAUCAACCCUGGUGUCUACUACUCCAUUGUUAACAACGCCCUUACUACCCUUGCUGGUAGCUUGAACAACGAGGGUGGCUUCUAUGUCACUUCUGACAACGGUUUGGCUGCUUCUGUGGCCAUCGUUUCCGGUACUAUCCAGAACACUGGUGACGUUGCAUUCAACUCCCUCCGUGCUAGUGUGGUGAGUAACUACAACUUGAACUCCAUUGGUGCUUUCACCAACACUGGUAACAUGUGGUUUGGUAUUAGCAGCUACUCCUUGGUGCCUCCAGUGAUCCUUGGCUCUGCCACCAACUGGGAGAACUUUGGAAGAAUCCACUUUGUCCAGUCUUCUGGUACGGCUUCUUCUGUUACCAUUUCCCAGCUCUUGGGCCGUGUUCACAACGAGGGUACCAUCUGUCUUACCAACAUGGUUUGGGACCAGACCACCUCUGUUGAUGGUGCUGGUUGUAUCAACGUUGGUCAGAAUGCUGAGCUUGACCUUCAGAUCAGUCCUUGGGAGAUUUCUGAGGAGCAGACCAUCUACAUGUCUGACCAGACCUCCAUGGUUUCUAUUCUCGGUUUGGCUACUGGUCUUACUGGUGUGAAGACAUUCAACAUUGUUGGUUACGGAAGCGGUAACACCAUCAGAGUGAACCUUGGUUUCGACUCUUUCAACUACGCUGACGGUAUCUUGACGCUUUCUUUCCUCUUGGGUCUUUUCAGAAUCCGUUUCAACAUUGGUCCUGGCUACUCCAACUCUGACUUCUCCACCAACGGUGUCUUGAACACUGGUACCAGAAUCAUCUACAACGGUGCUUACUCUGGCGAGAUCCCAGAUGUGUGUAUGUGUGAGGACUUCCCAGAACCUCCUUUGGACCCAAUCUCCUCUUCUGAGGUCAGCUCUGCCACUGAGACUCCAUCUCUGUCUGAGGAGACCGAGUCUUCUACUGUCAGCUCCGAGGAGGCCGAGUCUUCCACUGUCAGCUCUGAGGAAGAAGCCCCAACCCUGUCUGACGAGCCAGAGUCCUCUUCUGCUCCACAGGACUUCGAAUUGACCGAAUUCACUUCUACUUGGACCACCACUGACUCUGACGGCAACCCAACUACCGAGUCUGGUGUUGUUAUCGUUACCACCGACUCUGACGGUUCAUUGACCACCACCACUUCCCAGUUCGAGCCAGAGCUGUCUGAGGGCGGUGUUACCGAGUAUACUACCACCUGGACCACCACAGACACUGACGGUAACCCUACUACUGAGUCUGGUGUGGUGAUUGUCACUACCGACUCUGAAGGCUCCUUGACUACUACUACUUCCCAGUUUGAGGAUGUCCCAACCGACGAUGGCCUUACUGAAUUUACUUCCACUUGGACUACUACCGAUUCUGACGGUAACCCAACCACUGAAUCCGGUGUUGUCAUUGUCACUACUGACUCGGACGGGUCUUUGACUACUACCACUUCCCAAUUCGAAGACACUGCUCCAACCGAUGGUGUCACCGAGUUCACUACUACCUGGACUACGACUGACUCUGAUGGUAACCCAACUACUGAAUCUGGUGUCGUUAUCGUGACUACUGAUUCUGAUGGCUCUUUGACCACCACCACCUCUCAGUUUGAAGAUGCUUCUCCAACUGACGGUGUGACUGAGUUCACUUCUACUUGGACAACCACUGAUGCCGACGGAAACCCUACUACGGAAUCCGGUGUUAUCAUCGUCACCACUGAUUCUGACGGUUCCUUGACCACUACUACCUCUCAGUUUGGUCCAGACCCAACCGACGUUGAUGGCGUCACCGAAUUCACUUCUACUUGGACUACUACCGAUGCCAAUGGAAACCCAACGACCGAGUCUGGCGUUAUCAUUGUGACUACCGACUCUGAUGGUUCGUUGACUACAACUACUUCUCAGUUCGAAGACGCUUCCCCAACUGACGGAAUCACCGAGUUCACCACCACUUGGACCACUACUGAUGCUGAUGGUAACCCUACUACUGACUCUGGCGUUGUGAUUGUCACCACUGACUCUGAUGGUUCUUUGACUACCACUACUUCCCAGUUUGGCCCUGACGCUACCGAUGGAAUCACUGAAUUCACUUCUACUUGGACCACUACUGACUCUAAUGGUAACCCAACCACUGAGUCUGGCCUUGUCAUCGUUACUACUGACUCUGACGGUAGCUUGUUCACCACCACCUCUCAGUUCCCUGGUGCUACUGAUGGUGUUACUGAGUUCACUUCUACCUGGACCACCACCGAUGCUAAUGGAAACCCUACUACUGAGUCUGGCGUCGUUAUCGUCACCACCGACUCUGAAGGCAGCUUGACCACCACCACUUCCCAAUUCGGUCCUAACCCAACUGACGGUAUCACUGAAUUCACCUCCACCUGGACUACUACCGACUCGAACGGCAACCCAACUACCGAGUCUGGUGUAAUUAUUGUUACUACCGAUUCCGACGGUUCCUUGACUACCACCACCUCCCAGUUUGGCCCAGGUGGUGCUCCAACUGACUUGACCAGCUUCACUUCUACCUGGACUACUACUGACGCUAAUGGCAACCCUAUCACUGAGUCUGGUGUCGUUAUUGUUACUACUGACUCCAAUGGUGCUUUGACUACUACCACUUCCCAGUUUGGCUCUGGCUCGACCGACGGCAUCACUAAGUUCACCUCUACGUGGACUACCACAGACGCCAACGGUAAUCCAGUCACCGAAUCUGGUGUCGUGAUUGUCACCACCGACUCUGACGGUAACUUGUACACCACCACUUCCCAGUUUGACGCCGACAACACUGCUGGUCUCACCGAGUACACUUCUACUUGGACUACGACUGACGCUGAAGGUAAGCCAACUACCCAGUCUGGUGUUGUCAUUGUCACCACUGACCCACACGGUUCUUUGACCACCACUACUUCUUUGUGUGAGCCAACCGAGUACACCACCACUGUCCACAAGACUGAUGGCCACGGUAACGUCCAGACCAAGACUGUGGUUGUCUGUGAGACCACUGCUCCAAACGGUGUCUGGACUACCUACACCACUGUGUGCCCAGAAACCACCCAGUACGUUUCUACCAAGCCUGAUGGCUCCAAGACCACUGUGACUGCUGCUAUCAUCGAGACUACUAUCCACGGUGUUGCUACUUCUUACACUUCUGUGUGCCCACCUCCUCACACUUAUGUGUCUACUUACGAGACCACCAAGGCUAACGGCCACGUUGAAACCACUCUGUGUGUUGUUGUUGAACACACUGAUGUAAUUGGUAAGGUUCACACUUCUACCAUUGCUGGCGAGGCUACUGUGCCUGUUGAGGUUCCAGCUGGUACUCACGCUCCAGAGGCUCCAAAGGCACCUGGCGUGACUGAGUCUCCAAAGGCUCCAGAAGCUCCAAAGGCUCCAGAAGCUCCAGCUGGUACUCACACUGUCGAGUCUUACCGUCCUGGUGAGACCACUGUUGCUGGUCCUUCUGUCGCUGUUUCCACUUACGAUGGUGCUGGUUCACUUCCAAACUUCGGUCUCAACUGGGUUCUCCCACUUGGACUUCUUGUUCUUUUCUAA
This is a messenger RNA of Candidozyma haemuli, 3666 nucleotides long. RefSeq lists its product as uncharacterized. The record is from RefSeq and is a predicted model, not a curated record. Bases 1 to 3666 code for a protein of 1221 amino acids. NCBI's taxonomy places the organism in Eukaryota, Fungi, Ascomycota, Pichiomycetes, Serinales, Metschnikowiaceae. The transcript has a single exon.